Arachis ipaensis is the source of this 1059-nucleotide messenger RNA. NCBI's taxonomy places the organism in Eukaryota, Viridiplantae, Streptophyta, Magnoliopsida, Fabales, Fabaceae. The record is from RefSeq and is a predicted model, not a curated record.
AUGGCCGACGCGCCACCUCCUACCCCAUCCAAACUUCUUCGGAUGGUAACGAAACUUCAGCAAGCAAACCAACGUAUGGCGGAAGCCAACCAGCGUAUGACCAAAGAAAAUCAAAGAAUGGCCAACCAAAUUGCCGAGCUAGCCAAUGCUCGGGUUGAGAAUAAUAAUAAUCGCCGUGAACACCUCGAAGAUGAAGAACAUCAGUCCGGUCUGAUACACAUAUCUGAAACCCCUCGGAAUGAUGAAGAUGGGCAACCACGUGAUGAAGGAGCUCAGCAGAAUGAUGAGACUCGGCACAAUAGGAAAACCCAGCCAGAAAAUGAAAAUGCCGAGCCUGAAAACUCUGUUGGACCUUUUACACCCGACGUGAUGAACUUUGAGCUGCCUAGGAGGUUCACUCUGCUGACAACUCUAACCCCUUAUGAUGGGUUGGGAGAUCCAAAGACAUACAUCAAAAAAUUCAGAUCCAUAAUGAUCGUAAACGGUGCUUCUGAUAAAGUUUUAUGCCGUUGCUUUCCUUCUUAUUUAGAUGGUCCUGCACUUGAUUGGUUUUGUUCUUUACCUACAGAUUCAAUUUCUCGUUUUCAAGAAUUAGCAACACUCUUCGAGGAUCAUUUUGCUGGCUCUGCUAUUUAUUUGCAUGACUCUGAUUACUUGAACACCAUCAAACAAGGGCCGAACGAGAGCCUCAAAGACUACAUGACCCGCUUCACAAAGGUGGCCAUGACUAUACCAGAUCUCCAUCCCGAGGUACAUUUACAUGCCAUUAAGAGCGGUCUUCGGCCAGGCAAGUUCCAGGAGUCUAUUACUGUCGCCAAACCAAAAACCCUAGCCGAGUUUUGGGAGAAGGCAAAAGGGCAGAUUGACAUUGAAGAGUUACGGCAAGCUCGGAAAUCAGACAAGAGCCAAUACAAGGAAGAUGACAAGCCUCGGGAAAAUAAGAGAGGUGGAGGCCCCACAAGUUCAGCACGAAAGCGUUCAUACCGAGCUAUGUUCUCGAUUGAAGGUGGUUCUGCCUGGGAUCUAGCACCACCACAUCUUCCGCAGAUGACAUUCUAG